Messenger RNA from Neodiprion virginianus, 2538 nucleotides. RefSeq names its product histidine-rich glycoprotein-like. Gene Ontology annotation, molecular function: polynucleotide 5'-phosphatase activity; protein tyrosine/serine/threonine phosphatase activity. The record is from RefSeq and is a predicted model, not a curated record. The coding region runs from base 489 to 1907 and encodes 472 amino acids. NCBI's taxonomy places the organism in Eukaryota, Metazoa, Arthropoda, Insecta, Hymenoptera, Diprionidae. The transcript has 10 exons. Gene Ontology annotation, biological process: protein dephosphorylation.
AGGAAAAGCAAAGAAGAAAACAAGAAAAUAAAUAACCGAAUAAUAUGACAUAAAAAAUAAAAAUGAUCAAUGCAUUCCAUGAUUAUAAACUUCGUCGGUUGACAAAAUGUUAGCAAAAUUUCGACGUAACUGCGUUUUUCGUAAAUCUGAAACUAAUUAAUUGGUAAGCAAAGCUUACUUGCACGAAAAUUUGUUCAAUCAGUAUACAUAUACGUAAAUAUUUUAAGUAUUUUUCAUCCCUAGGCCUGAGAUCGCCUAAACGAUUUAGUCUGCUUCUCGGAUUAAUAUAUUAGAGUAACUGUUUCGCGCCGCGUUUCGAACGUCAGUUAGUAUUUCGUGGAACGGACAGCGCGUCGCAACAAUUUAAUCGAUAUAUCGAACGUGGCUCGCGUCACAGUUCAGGCAGCUGUCGCGCGUGUGUGUGGUUGUGGCUUUUGCUGUAAUUUUGUUGGCAGUGUUGUGUCUAUCAGAUUGGUGGUGGUGGUGUGAUGAGUUUAUCCUGUGAAGAAACAUUGAGCCGUGAUACACAUACAGCCAUGUCGAGAUCAGUACCGGAAAGGUGGUUGGAGUACAAGGCGUACGGUGAUGUAAUCAAGGGAACGAAAAUAGUCGCAUUCAAAGUCCCGCUGAAGGAGACGGUGAGCAACAAUCUGGAGCCAGAUCAGCGAUUCACGCUGAAAAUGUUGCUGGAAGCGAUGCCGAAGGUGAAGUACGUCAUAGACCUGACCAACACCCACCGUUACUACGAUCAAAGGGAGGUCACCGAUGCUGGUCUAAAGUAUUUAAAAAUCAUGGUUCCCGGAAGACUGAUUCCACCUAUCGAGCUUGUCAAGAGAUUCUUCAGGGCAGUGGAGGACUUCACGGCCAGCAGUGAGGCGGACGAACUCAUAGGCGUCCACUGCACUCACGGGGUCAACCGCACCGGAUACUUCAUAUGCAAGUACCUCAUACAGCAGCUAGGAUGGGAGAAUCAGGAAGCUAUCACGGCCUUUCAGGAAGCCAGAGGAUAUGCCAUUGAACGUGAUGUCUACAUUAAUGACCUGAAGACUACACCGAAGGGUCAAAAGUUGGACACCAAAGAAGUCACUUUGGAGAGUUCCAGCAUGCCGUUCAGGGGGCACAAGCGGAUUCCAAAGAGGGUGAAACGAAUAGGACCGAUGGGUCCGCCGGGACCGCCGGGUUUCCACCCGCCUCGAAGAGGCUUUCCAAACGGGCGACCGUUUCCACCGCCGCAUCUGGACCACUUCGGCUACGGACCUCCGUCCUUCAACCCUCUCAUGCCACCGAGGCCACCAAGGCCGCCAAGGCCCUUGAGGCCCCCGAUGUCGCCGGUGCCGCCGAGACCUCCGAUGCCUCCGCCUCUUGGAGUCGCCUACGGCCCUCGGCCCCUGAGGUACGGCCCACCACCGGGCCGCGGAUAUCCAAGCCUCGGAUUUCCACCCCGAAUGCCGCACGGCCCCCCGAGGAUGCCGAUGCCACCUUGCCCCCCGCGGUUACCAGGCCCUCCUGGCCCCCUUGGGCCCCCAGGACCGAUGGGUCCGCCCCCAGGUUCCAUGGGUCCACCGGGCCCUGGGCCAAGGCUGCCGCAGCGUGGUCCACCCCAGGAAAUGCCGCCGAUGAUGAAGGGGCUGUACCAGUACCAGCAGCAGCAUAAGAAGAAGCAGCUGUUGCGGAAUGGAAACGGAGUGCGGAACGCGCAUGUAGUGAAGAGGAAGAAACCGUCCGAGGUGGCCAUCCACGUUCCGAGACUUCACGGGGAGCAGGACUUCACUGUUGAUACCUUCGAGGAGAACUUGACGGCCACUGCCCUGUCCACAGUUCCAACGGUCCCAGCCGCCCUUGUGACGGGGGGACCGAAACGGCGGAACAAAGGGAGGUUCAACAACCGGGCCAAUCGCGGCAAGUGACGACGAUGUGCCGAUUAGCAGAAAAACCGGACAAUUUUUAAGAACUUCUCAUUGUCGCAUGGUCGCUUGUGGAUAAUGGAUAGGACAGGAAUCAGAUUUGAUAUACAUAAUGACGUUGUUGCGUAAUUUUGUGUUUUCUAUGUAUGUGGACGAUGAUAAAAUGGACAAAGAAAAAGAACUAUUUCUUGGGCACCGAAAGAGACGACGCACGGGCGAUUAUGAGGCUUCUGAUAUUUGACAGCUGUAUCACAACGAGAUUAAAAAUGAAUAUUAUCAAGAUGAGGAUUAACCAGAAGGAGAAUAACAUCAACAACGACUUAAGAAAGCAGGUAUUCAAUAUAUCUGACCAUCCUUGUUAAUUGUAUUUCUUAACAUUUAUUAUAUAUACUUGAAAACGUGCCCUCGACGCACACGCCACGUUGCACGUUAACGUCUCUGUCUGGUUAACGAAAAAAGUUAACCAACCGUGGUUGCAACUACUGCUUCUUGCCAGUGACAUGUGCUUUUGGGCAUACGGCAGUGUAACAAUCGUCGUCAAGUGAUUUAAUAAAUGAAUAAACAGAUGCGUCAAACUGACAAAAAAGUAAGUUCAUUAGAAAAAAAAAAAAAUAAGGAAAAAUAAACUGAAAAA